GAGGGUUGUUGGUUUGAUGUGGUUGCGAAGACUCGUCUAUCGCCACGGGAAAACAAACGCGGCCUGACUGAACAUGCCGUGCUGAGCGAAAGGCCGGAUUAUUAUGCAGAGCAGCGCCUGCAUGACGUGUUUUCCCAAAUAUUCACGUUUUUUAGUGGCUUUUCAGUCGCCUACAGGUUAGAGAACAACGCUUCCGCGGAAGGCGAAAGAGCAGCGAGAUGGGAAACGUGAUACUGAUGGCGCUUCUGCUGGUUCACCUGCCAACAGAGCUGCUGUCCAUCCAGGUGAUUGUUCCAGAAGCAGAGAGGAGUACAACCCUGUUCGCCUCUGUGAUUCUGCGCUGUGACUAUUCAACCUCUGCAAACCCUCAGGAUGUCCUGGUCACCUGGAGAUACAAGUCCUUCUGUAAAGACCCAGUGCUGGAGUACUACUCCACAGCUUUUCAGGCUGCUCUGCAGCUGGGUCAGGACCCCUCCAAUGACUGCCCAGAUCGCCAGCGCACAGUCCGCACAGUGAUCCAGAAGAGAGGCCUUAAUGAGCCCAUGCUGGGUGUAGACUACAGAAACCGCAGGAUUACCAUUCAAAACAAGGCCGACCUGGUCAUCAAUGAGAUUAUGUGGUGGGAUAACGGUGUGUAUUUCUGCACCAUCGAUGCUGCUGGUGACACGACGGGAGACUCAGAUCGCGAGAUCAAACUCAUCGUGUACCACUGGCUGACAGUCCUGCUGAUCAUCAUCGGUGCCCUCCUGCUCAUCAUGCUUUUCUGCAUAUGCUGCUGUCAGUGCUGCCCGCAGAAGUGCUGCUGCUACGUCCGCUGCCCGUGUUGUCCGCAGACCUGCUGCUGCCCGGAAAAAGCUGUGAUGCAGCACAGGAUGCUGCGAGAGGCUCAGAAGGCUAUGGUUCCAUGGAUGAAUGGCCAACCCAUUUACGCUCCCAUCAGCUCCAAUGCCUCCUCCCAGGGCGUCCCCAUACUGUAUUCAGGCUCAUACUCAGACUAUCCUGCCAAACAAAACUUUGCCAUGGCUCCCAUGCAGCUGUCCCCCAUGGCCCUGCAGCAGCAGCCCCCCCCUCCUCCUCCACACCAUGUGAAUGGGAGUGCACAAGGCAGCUUUCAAGGUGCCAACCAGGUGUUGGACUUCCUGGAGAACCAGGUGAGGGGGCUGGAUUUGGGGCCACCUCAAAUGGCUCCGUACACAGUACAGAAUAUGCACCCAUUACAGCCUCAUCCUCAGAUACAGCCCCAGCCGGCUCCUCCAGCUGUUCCCUUCACACCCGGGCCUCCAAGUAUGUUGUCAGCCCUGGAUGAGAUGGGGGUGAGAGGGAUGGAGAGAAGAGUGAUCACCUUGCCUCCCAUAAUCCAACGUGUACCCAGCUUUUCCUCUCGAAGGGGGCCUGGACGUGGCGAUGGAGCUCGGGGUGGCCCCAGAAUGACUAGUCAGUCCAGUGGGAGUACAAAUCGCUCUGGAGGAGGUUCCCACCUCGACAGUCGUGGCUACAGAGACAGAGACGUCUCUUCUCCAAGGCGGGGGAUCCUACGCGAUUACAGCGAUGACUCAGAUUGGGAAAACAGGCGAGGAAGAGCGCCGCAAAGGGGUUCGAGAAAUCAGAGAGGAGAUUCAGCCAGGAGGAGAGGAGGUGGGUCCAGACCGCGAACCCGAAGUCGUGAUGACCUGAUGGAGGAGGUGUACAGAAAAGCGGUUCGGAGGGAGAGGAGCUAUUCACCUCCUCAGCGCCACAAAGGGUCCUGGAGCUCCGAUGAAGAUGACAGCAGGAGACAAAAAGGCGGAAAAGGGAAGGAAUGGCCAGAGAAGCCCCCCAGCUACUUCUCCAUUGAGACUGGGCCUGAACACAGCAACGACCGGAGGAACUAUAACCGCCUUUCUGAUAGAAGCUCCCGUAGCGGCACCAGCGUAGUCAUCUAAAGCAUUUCCAUCUAUUUUGACCUUUUUCUAAAUGUUUCCAGAACGGUGAAAAUGAAGACAAACAGUAGGUACCUUAAUCUGUUCAUUCAGUGUGCAAGGACGUAGUUUUUGUUUUGUUGUAGUGAGUCGUGAAAAUGUAUUGUAUGGCUUAGGGAUGUCAUGAUAAGAGAAAUUUGGUAGUCUGUACCGAAACCACUGAAAUUCCACAAUUUUCAACACCAAAUUCACUACCACAGCAUGCACACGCCUUCGUUUAGUCAGAGUGCAAGCCAUAGUUUAAAUUAUCUAACAUUGUUAAAUAUUCAUUUAAAAAGUCAUCAUUAUAUUUUUACAGACCGAUUGACAGUAGCCUACUAACAUUGUGAGCACCCAGAUCAUUAUGAGCUAUGGCUAUGUCAGCCUGAACAAGAAAACAUUAGCCUUCAUGAACACUGUGCGUGGAGCACUACUACAACAGAUGCCAGCUGCCACAGUUCACAAACAAUAGCAAUAUCAUUUCAGUAAAUUAACAUUUUGACCAUGUGUUGUUAAUAACUGCAUCUUAAUCACCCUAAAUCCUGUCUGCCUGUCUUUGAGGUGCUCAGAUAAAUUUGAGGUGUUUCCUCCUCUCACUCAAAAUUCUCUGAAACACUACUGAGCAUACACUGUUUGUGGGCAGGCUUUUGGUUGUCUAAACUUGAGGCGGACCAUCUGGGACAAAUGCUGCAUUUACACUCGCUGCCACCUUUCCACGUGGUGUUGUUACCAUAACUGCGUCUGUGUUCCUUCUGCAUCUUCCCUUUGCAUUUGACAUCACUUGUAGGGUUGUUAGCUGCCCUCAUCCGUCCCAAAAGAAUCGCCAUCUCCAGUACCUGCGAUAUCUGCUGUUGCUAUGGUACUGUAGAAAAACAAGUACCAUCAAAGUAUGGUACAGAGCAUUGGUUCUCAUGACAUCCCUGCAAUGGUUAAACGUUUACUCUGUAUGCACUGUAUGUAAUUGCGACAAAACUAUAAUUUUUAGAUAUGAAGUAAAAUGGUUCAGCUGCGGCUGUAAAUUGAAGAUAACAUGCAGCUAUACUUGGACUCUUGUUAUUGAGAUAAUUACUGUGUGUGAUUAAAUGUAAUUUGUGUGUUCUCUUUCUGGUGAUGGAUAGAAACAUCAUUCUUUUGAUCUUGUGAAGUAGACAUUUAACAGUUUCACCAAGCAGAUUGUUUGAUGAUAUGAGAUUUUGUUGGCUGUUUAGGUUUGUCAUUGUGUGUGUAUGUUAUGUGUGUUUUUGCAGAUAGGUACUGUGUAUAUGCAUUUUUUUUUAUAAUUUCUUUUUUUUGAAUAAUUUCUUGUGUCUUUUUUAUGUUUUAUAUCUAUUGUAACAUUAUUAAACUGUAACAGCAAAGGAAAGUAUGCUACAUGAAUAUUUGUAGAAAGAUGGACAGAGUUAGUGGACACUUAGGAAGCUCUUGCUGUUAGUAUUGAAUGAAAACAAAAAUAUAAUUUAGAUUUUCCUUUAUCUUUGCUUUUGUUACAAACAUGAAUGGAGAUGUACCGUCAAGAAACUUACGUUUUUAGUAAACUUUUUUUAGAUACAGCUAGUGUGGAGUGGGUCAUUUUAUACUCAGA
Messenger RNA from Toxotes jaculatrix (banded archerfish), 3519 nucleotides. RefSeq names its product immunoglobulin-like domain containing receptor 1b (gene ildr1b). The record is from RefSeq and is a predicted model, not a curated record. Gene Ontology annotation, molecular function: high-density lipoprotein particle receptor activity. The transcript is spliced from 8 exons. Gene Ontology annotation, cellular component: plasma membrane. NCBI's taxonomy places the organism in Eukaryota, Metazoa, Chordata, Actinopteri, Toxotidae. The coding region runs from base 219 to 1922 and encodes 567 amino acids.